This is a messenger RNA of Musa acuminata AAA Group (dessert banana), 1179 nucleotides long. Its product is annotated as transcription factor MYBC1. Lineage: Eukaryota; Viridiplantae; Streptophyta; Magnoliopsida; Zingiberales; Musaceae. The record is from RefSeq and is a predicted model, not a curated record. Gene Ontology annotation, molecular function: DNA-binding transcription factor activity; DNA binding. Gene Ontology annotation, biological process: regulation of DNA-templated transcription. The coding region runs from base 162 to 971 and encodes 269 amino acids. The transcript has a single exon.
UUCCCUCCGUCGUUCUCUCUCAAACUCCCAACGCCGCCGCCGCCGCCACCACUUAUCUCCUCUCGUUGCUUUCGUUCGAUUGCGUCCUUCACCGUCAUCGUCGUUGCCGUCUGGUUCUCUCGCGCAAGUAGCGGAAGGAUUACGGCGAAGAGGAGAGAGCGAUGAGGGAAGAAGUAGAGGUAGAUGAAGAGCCCAAAUGCUUCGCUCGCUGGGAUUGGGAGGAGCAGCUCCCGUCGCCCCACGAGCUCAUGCCCCUCUCCCAAGCUCUCAUCACCCCUGAUCUCGCCCUCGCCUUCGGAAUCCCCUCUUCCUCCUCCGCUCCCACCACCGGCGCCGACCCGGCGCCGGAUGAUCUCCUCCGCGGCCCCCACUCCUCCGACCUCAACGGAGGCCGUGGGGAGGAGGAGCCGGCGAGGACGUUGAAGCGGCCGCGGCUGGUUUGGACGCCGCAGCUCCACAAGCGGUUCGUGGACGCCGUCGCCCACCUCGGCAUCAAUAACGCCGUCCCCAAGACCAUCAUGCAGCUCAUGGGCGUCGACGGCCUCACCCGCGAGAACGUCGCCAGCCACCUCCAGAAGUACCGCCUCUACCUCAAGCGCAUGCAGAUGCAGGGUCUCAACCCCUCCUCCCCCUCCUCGGCCCCACAACCUUUCCUGGGACGGAUGCCGGUGGCCGCGCUGCAGCACCACCAGCAGAACACGGCGCCCGUGCAGCUGCAGCAGCAGCAUCAGUACUACCAUCAGACGCAUUUGGGACAUUUUCCGGGCAGUGGCCCGGGGUUCUUGACUCGAAACAUGCAGCCGCCUCCGGUGACGCAUCGGACGAUGGGACUGGUGCCCGGAAUGGGGUCGGCGCCAGUGCCACCGCAUUCAACCGCCGCCGCUUAUUUGAAUACUUCGGAGUGGAGCGGGAGGGGAGAAAGUGGUGCAAGGAGGAAGGAGCUAACGCUCUUCCCUACAGGAGAGGACUGAUCCUGGUAUUCUCCUUCCCCAUGGUUACUCUAUUCACCAUGUCCAGUCUAAUGUCUCAGGGGAAAGUACGUGCAUCUUCCCUGUUCUUUGAUUUAGCAGACAGCUAUCUUCUUGUUGUUCUUGUUGUUGUCACUUCUGAUCACUAGUGUUAGAGUCAGUGGAGGAAGGGAGAAGAAUGGCAUCACAUCUGGUAAUUUGCAUUUGUUUC